UUUAGGGGGAAAAAGAUGGCGGUUAAGCUGUUGCCCGUGCUGGAAUUAGGUUUCCUGAUCCUACAUGCCAGGUUUUGUAGCUUUCAAGUGCCCAAAAUCCCAUCAUGGCAAAUGCCAUCUUUUCAGUCAGCUAGCAUAAGUAAUCAUGUGGUUCAGAGCCAGUUUUCACAAUCAGGAGCCAUUCAUCAAGAAGGAAACCUGCUCAAGGAAUCUCUCCCAGAGACAAGUCAAUCAUGGCAGCAGAUCCCAAAAGUCCCUGAAGCUUCACGGCUCUGUCAGGUAGAUGAAUCUUCAAGGGUGGGUUGCGGUGAACCUGGGGUCAGUCCUGCUGAGUGUGAAGCACUCGAUUGUUGUUACGAUAUCAGACUACACAAGCAAGCUUACGAUGGCCCCAUGUGCUUUUAUGGAAAAGCAGUCACUGUGCAAUGCACCAUGGAUGGGCAGUUUGUAUUAGUCAUAUCGAGAGAGGUUACAAUACCAAGCAUUAAUCUGGACAGCAUCGUCCUCCUCGAGGCUACUGGUGGCCCCUGUACAUCUGUCGACAGCAAUGAUGACUUUGCCAUCUACCAGUUCCCAGUCGCAGCCUGUGGUGCAAGAACGAAGGUAGAAGGUGACUACAUUAUUUAUGAGAAUACUAUGGCAUCAUUGUAUGAAGUGGGUUUUGGUCCUCAUGGUGCAAUCACAAGAGACAGCUCUUUUGAGAUAACCUUUCAGUGCAGGUAUUUGGCUACAAUGGUGGAGGAUUUCGUAGUGGAUGUGAACACUUUUCCUUCUCCACCUCCUGUGGUUCAGCAAGGUGCCCUUAGAGUGGAGCUAAAACUUGCGAAUGGGGCGUGUGCUACUAAAAGGUGUUCUGAUGCUGAUAUGUAUAGCUCAUACUACACAGAGGUUGACUACCCCGUGACAAAAGUACUGCAGGAUCCAGUGUAUGUGGAAGUACGCAUACUACAGAGGUCAGAUCCAAAUAUUGCCCUCGUGUUGAACCACUGUUGGGCCACUAGUUCCCCAGAUUCCUCAAGCCAACCUCAGUGGGACCUGCUGGUUAAUGGGUGUCCUUAUGAAGAUGACCGCUUCCGGACAACACUGGUCCCCGUUGACACGUCUUCUGGUCUGCAGUAUCCGACUCACUACAGGAGAUUUGUUGUGAAGAUGUUUACCUUUGUUGAAAAGGAUUUGUUAAUCUCUCACCAGGAAGAACUCUUCAUCCAUUGUAGUACAGUGGUGUGCCAGCUCUCAGCCACAGAGUCCUGUGAACCAAGCUGUCAUAGGACAAGAAGAUCAGCUUCAGCUGCAAAGGAUUCCAGGAUGAAAGUCUUGGUCUCUAGUGGUAUGGUUCUCUUUAUUGUCGAACCGCCAGAUUCGGCUAAUAGCCAAGCAUACAGUCAGGACGAAGUGCCUCAUGAGCUUGGCUAUGGACUGUACGGUGUAGUUGCUUUGACUGUGAUUAGCAUCUGCGUGCUCCUGGGGGUCGUUCUGAGACGAAGACUAAAACGGCGUCCAUGUCUUCAGACUACAAGGCUUUAGUAAAAUAGUAGCUUUCAUAAACAAACUUGGCUUGGUAGAAAUUUUAAUAGUAAUCAUGUUGCCAAUCACUUGGUUAUUUUCCUGCUGAAGAUGAUGUCUGAUUGUCCAUACUUUGGAAUAAAUGAUUAACCCUUUAA
This is a messenger RNA of Silurus meridionalis, 1661 nucleotides long. It is a transcript of the gene zp2l2, whose product is annotated as zona pellucida glycoprotein 2, like 2. NCBI's taxonomy places the organism in Eukaryota, Metazoa, Chordata, Actinopteri, Siluriformes, Siluridae. The record is from RefSeq and is a predicted model, not a curated record. Gene Ontology annotation, biological process: binding of sperm to zona pellucida; prevention of polyspermy. Gene Ontology annotation, cellular component: egg coat. Gene Ontology annotation, molecular function: acrosin binding; structural constituent of egg coat. The transcript has 9 exons. Bases 16 to 1524 code for a protein of 502 amino acids.